AUGAAUCCAAAAAAUGUAAUUCAGUUUGCGCAUCUAAUAGAAGAGUUAAAGUUGAAGAAGAGAACGGGAUGGAUCAAUUCUGGCAUCGAACUGCCAGAGUCAAUUUCUGAUCAUAUGCAUCGAAUGAGCCUCCUCGCCUUACUCGCACCACCUACCCUCAACAAAUCCCGUUGUGUGGAAAUCGCCAGCACGCACGACAUUGCCGAGUCGAUUGUCGGCGACAUUACCCCAUUUGACGGGAUAUCUAAACAGGAAAAGCAUAGCUUGGAAGCUGAUGCUAUGACGCGGAUACAAGAUAUGCUUGGAAACACGGAGCAUGCAAAACACAUUCAUGAAUUGUGGCUGGAAUACGAGAAUUGCUCGUCGGAUGAGGCCAGAUUCGUCAAGGAUUUGGAUAAGGUGGAGAUGCUGAUACAGGCUUUUGAAUAUGAGAAGAGUACGUUGCUGGAUGUCGGAGGAGUCUUUUUGUAA
This is a messenger RNA of Synchytrium microbalum, 471 nucleotides long. RefSeq lists its product as uncharacterized. Bases 1 to 471 code for a protein of 156 amino acids. The transcript is spliced from 3 exons. Lineage: Eukaryota; Fungi; Chytridiomycota; Chytridiomycetes; Synchytriales; Synchytriaceae. Gene Ontology annotation, molecular function: 5'-deoxynucleotidase activity. Gene Ontology annotation, cellular component: cytoplasm. The record is from RefSeq and is a predicted model, not a curated record.